AUGAUAUCUUCUUUUGUUAGUGCGGCGUCGAAUGUUCAUCCGGGCAACGUCGCCGGCCAGAGAAUGGCUGAGCCGACGGUUGUCGUUGAAAACGCCGCCGAGCAGACCACCCAGGAGCCAACCGAGGAGCAGCCCACGGUUGUAACUGCGACGGAGACUACCGAGGAGGACCCGGCUCCGGCGCGGACCGGGGCGAGCACCCUGACAAUGGACGAUGAGGCUGCAAGGACGCCUCCCCCGAGCAGUGUCGCGGAGGAGGGGGAUAGAGCCCCGACUCCCCCACCUGCUGAAGAAACGAGGGCCCCAACUCUGGCCCGGGCAGAGGCUUCUUCACCGAAGGGCUCCCCUAGCCGGGGUAAGGAUCCGUUGAUACCCGUGACCAUGGCUGGGGGUAGCACGGAGGGCGAGGAGGCCCAGGCAACUUCUGACGACGAAGUGGAGGAGAUCUAG
Sorghum bicolor (sorghum) is the source of this 450-nucleotide messenger RNA. RefSeq names its product flocculation protein FLO11-like. The coding region runs from base 1 to 450 and encodes 149 amino acids. The transcript has a single exon. NCBI's taxonomy places the organism in Eukaryota, Viridiplantae, Streptophyta, Magnoliopsida, Poales, Poaceae. The record is from RefSeq and is a predicted model, not a curated record.